Messenger RNA from Phycodurus eques (leafy seadragon), 1559 nucleotides. It is a transcript of the gene phkg2, whose product is annotated as phosphorylase kinase, gamma 2 (testis). Gene Ontology annotation, biological process: glycogen biosynthetic process; protein phosphorylation. The record is from RefSeq and is a predicted model, not a curated record. Gene Ontology annotation, cellular component: phosphorylase kinase complex. Gene Ontology annotation, molecular function: ATP binding; phosphorylase kinase activity; calmodulin binding. Lineage: Eukaryota; Metazoa; Chordata; Actinopteri; Syngnathiformes; Syngnathidae. Bases 227 to 1399 code for a protein of 390 amino acids. The transcript has 10 exons.
UACUGAUAGCAACAACAACAACAAAAAAGGGGAAAAAAACGAAUUGAGCUGUUACGAGGAAUGCAGGCAAAGUGUUAUCACUUUCUAAAUAUUGUGUCUUUUUUGUCUGACUCUCUUGGGAUACUACCGCAACUGACGCACGUAGAGUGAUGGCUCCGCAUUAGCUUGGUCGCAUCACACGGUUGUUCGCGUUUCUCUUGUCAUACAUGAUUCCCAUCCCGUCAGCAUGACCAAAGACAUUGUAAUUGGAGAUGAUCUGCCUGACUGGGUGGGUGCCAAGGAGUUUUACCAGAAGUAUGACCCCAAAGAGGUGAUUGGCCGGGGCGUGAGCAGCGUGGUGCGCAGGUGCGUGCACAGACACACGGGGCAGGAGCUGGCCGUCAAGAUCAUCGAGAUCACCGCCGAGAAGAUGACCGUCCAGCAGCUGGAGGAGGUGAAGACGUCCACGCUCAAGGAGAUCCAAGUCCUCAACGUGGUCAAGGGCCACUCGUCAAUCAUUACACUCGUUGAUUCCUACGAGUCCACAACUUUCAUCUUCCUGGUGUUCGACCUUAUGAGGCGGGGGGAGCUGUUUGACUACCUCACAGAAAAAGUUACACUGAGUGAGAAGGAAACAAGGAGCAUGAUGCGAGCUCUUCUGGAAGCGGUGCGCUACCUCCACUCCCUCCACAUCGUCCACCGCGACCUGAAACCCGAGAACAUUCUGCUGGACGACCAGGGACACCUCAAACUGUCCGACUUUGGCUUCUCGGUGCAGCUGCAGCCUGGGGAGAAGCUGAGAGAGCUUUGCGGAACGCCCGGUUAUUUGGCUCCCGAAAUACUGAAAUGCUCCAUGGAUGAAAUGCACCCCGGCUACGGAAAAGAGGUUGAUCUCUGGGCAUGCGGCGUGAUCCUCUUCACCUUACUGGCCGGCUCGCCGCCCUUCUGGCACCGCAAACAGAUGCUGAUGCUCAGGAUGAUCACGGAGGGCCGCUACAAGUUCGGCUCGCCCGAGUGGGACGACCGCUCGGACACCGUGAAGGAUCUGAUCUCCCGGCUGCUGGUGGUGGAUGCCGGCGCGCGUCUGACGGCCGAGCGGGCCUUGGCGCAUCCUUUCUUCAGGCAGUACCAGAAGGACGAAGUGCGACUCUUCAGGCCCAGAAAGUCGUUCAGGGUGUUGAUCGUGACGGUGCUGGCCUGCAUCCGGAUGUACGGCCGCUACCGCAGGGCUCGGCCGCUGACGCGCGAGGUGCUGGCCCGCGAUCCUUACUCCCUGCGCGGCGUGCGCAGACUCAUCGACGGCUGCGCCUUCCGCAUCUACGGGCACUGGGUGAAGAAAGGCGAGCGGCAGAACCGAGCCGCCCUCUUCCAGAACACGGCUAAGGUCAUGUUGCUCGAGCUGGAGGACUUUGAAACAUAAACCUCAUUUCUAUUAUUGUUCUACAUUUUUUUUUUUUUUUUAAACAGAGCUGUUGUGUGUGUUUGCCAAGUUGCAGUUGAAUUUUAAAAUGAGGACUUGAUGAAUUUAUGCCUUACUGACUGCAUGCUGUCGCAAGCACGCAGACUUAAAAAAAAAAUAA